Messenger RNA from Raphanus sativus (radish), 2274 nucleotides. Its product is annotated as DEAD-box ATP-dependent RNA helicase 27. NCBI's taxonomy places the organism in Eukaryota, Viridiplantae, Streptophyta, Magnoliopsida, Brassicales, Brassicaceae. Gene Ontology annotation, biological process: maturation of LSU-rRNA from tricistronic rRNA transcript (SSU-rRNA, 5.8S rRNA, LSU-rRNA). Gene Ontology annotation, molecular function: nucleic acid binding; ATP binding; RNA helicase activity. The record is from RefSeq and is a predicted model, not a curated record. The transcript is spliced from 11 exons. Gene Ontology annotation, cellular component: nucleolus. Bases 224 to 2095 code for a protein of 623 amino acids.
UAAAUUCCGCUUUACAGAAACCUAGAUUAACCCUAAUAAUCUUAUAUAUCCGUCGUCGCAUUGUAUUUCGAUUUCGAAGAAGUUAAAAACCAAAAAGUCUUUCUCCUUUGCCUUAAAUCCUAGGAAGAGAAACCCUUUCUUUCAUCUCGGCGUUAAUUUGGAUUUCAAAGUCAAGAGACAAGAGUAGUGAAUUUUGAAGGCGGCGCGGCGAAUAAGCAAAACCAUGGCGGAUUUGGAUUCGGAGCAGCAAUCAUCCGAAAAGAAAGAGAUGAAGACGGAGAAGAAGAAAAGAUCCAGAGACAAAGCGAAGAUACUAAAGCAGCUAGCAGUGGAGGCCGAAGAGCAAAAAGCAGAGAAGAAAAAGAAGAAGAAACUAAAGCAGGAGGUUGCCAUGGAGGAUGAAGAGACCGAAGCAAUUAGUGAAGAAAAACCGAAGAAGAAGAAGCAGAAGAAAAAGAAAGCGAAGAUCGAAGAAGAAGAAGAAGAAGAAGAAGAAGGAGACAAAGUGGAGGAGGAAAGUAGUGGAAACGGUAUAAUGACUAACGAAACGUUUGAGUCAUUGGGGUUAUCUGAUAACACUUAUAAAUCUAUCAAAGAGAUGGGUUUUGCACGCUUGACUCAGAUUCAAGCUAGAGCAAUUCCGCCGCUGAUGAUGGGAAAAGAUGUACUUGGAGCUGCCAGAACCGGUUCUGGAAAAACCAUAGCUUUUCUUAUACCCGCUGUAGAGCUUCUAUACCAUGUUCGGUUUACUCCUCGCAAUGGCACUGGUGUUAUUGUCAUUUGUCCAACUAGAGAGCUCGCCAUUCAGUCAUAUUUAGUGGCGAAAGAGCUUCUUAAGUUUCAUUCUCAGACUGUGGGAAAGGUUAUUGGUGGUGAGAACAGAAAGAAAGAAACUGAGAUUCUUGUCAAAGGUGUUAAUCUGUUGGUAGCUACCCCUGGAAGACUUCUCGACCACCUUGAGAAUACUGAUGGAUUCGUAUUCAAGAACUUGAAGUUUCUUGUGAUGGAUGAGGCUGAUAGGAUACUGGAACAGAACUUUGAAGAAGACAUGAAGAAGAUCAUUAAGCUUCUACCAAAGGUAUUUUUAUUGCUUGCAUACUGUGAAUUAACCAAUGAUUCAAUAAGGACACAAUGUCUAAAUUUUUAUUUGCUACAGACAAGGCAGACGUCACUGUUUUCCGCCACACAGACUUCUAAGGUUGAGGAUCUUGCUCGUGUGUCACUUACAUCACCUGUUUAUAUCGAUGUGGAUGAAGGAAGAAAAGAGGUUACAAAUGAAGGCUUGGAGCAAGGUUACUGCAUUGUGCCGAGUGCGAAGCGGUUACUCUUCUUGAUCACCUUCUUGAAGAGGUUUCAUGGGAUGAAGAAGAUCAUGGUGUUUUUCUCCACUUGCAAAUCGACAAAGUUCCACGCGGAUCUCUUUCGGUACAUCAAAAUAGAUUGUCUCGCCAUUCACGGAGUGAUGGAGCAGAGCAAAAGGACUUCAACGUUUUUCCAGUUCGUUAAGAUGGAAACUGGUCUGUUAUUGUGUACUAAUGUAGGUGCCCGCGGUCUCGACUUUCCACAUGUGGAUUGGAUUGUGCAGUAUGAUCCUCCAGAUGAUCCUACGGAAUACAUUCAUAGAGUAGGUAGAACAGCUCGUGGAGAGGGUGCAAAAGGGAAUGCUCUGCUUGUCCUAACUCCACAGGAGUUGCAGUUUAUUCAGUAUCUCAAGGCUGCUAAGAUUCCUGUCAUAGAACAUGAAUUCGAGGAAGAGAAGUUGCUCAAUGUGCAGGCUUUUCUGGAAAAGACGAUAUCUAAAAACAGUGCAUUGAGCGUGUCAGCAAAAGAAGCAUACAAGACUUACAUAGCAGGAUACGAUUCUCACUCUAUGAAAGAUGUCUUUGAUGCUCGCGGGCUCGUUCUCAAGGAUGUUGCGGCUUCGUUCGGUUUCUCAUCACCACCCACAGUAUUGCUGAAGAUACAUCGUGGAGGAGACGGGUACAGGAGCAAGAGAGAACCUGUUAAUAAUAAGUUUAACAGAGCUCGUGGUGGUGGUAGAGCUCGUGGUGGUGGUAGAGCUCGUGGUGGUAGAACUAAGUUCGAGAGGUACUAAGUAGUAACGUGACAAGACAAGAGAGACCAGUUUUGUCCCUGAUACACUUUGGGAGUCAUUUGUCACUCUUUUUUUCUCUUCUUUUUUUGCAUUGAAACAUGUGCAUUCAGUUACAAUACUUUGAAUCCAGGAUCUAGAGAUCAAUUUCUUAUUAAUUUGCAAUCUCAAUGAUAAACCAA